Pelagomonas calceolata is the source of this 2380-nucleotide messenger RNA. Lineage: Eukaryota; Pelagophyceae; Pelagomonadales; Pelagomonadaceae. The record is from the annotation of a GenBank genome assembly.
UGCAAAGAGUGACUCCGUACCAUAGUCCCGUAAAAUGCUGCCAUAGCCCAGUAAACAUGCGUCUGUUAAUAGUUGCAGUCGCUCUGGCCGGCGCCCGGCGCUUGGAACCGGGCCAAGAACCGCCUGCCCGGCACUUGCCGGACCAUCGCCGCCUCGCGACGGCGUCGCCGCGCGUACGCUAUCUAGUAAGAACGGACCCCUGGACCGACGGUUGGGCCACGAAAGCGUGGACGCGCCUCGCGAGUAGUGAUGUUGACGACACGCCCAUGGCGCACGUCGACGGCACGGCCCCGGUCCUAGGAAGACGUAGAAAUCACGCCUGGGCGAACCCGAACGGCGCCUUAUUCUUCUCCCCAGCACCGCCCUGCAGCGGUUUUUUUGCGACGGACCAGUGCUCGCUCGAGACAGAAAACGACUGGCGCGGCGUGCUGGCGGCCUACGCCGCGGACUUGAAUCCGGGUCAUGAUAAUGCGGCGAUCUACGCCGCCACGGACGACGGCGCUUUAGCUGUGCGAUGGCGCAACGUCUCGUUGUAUGGAAGAGCGGAUUUACGCGCCACAGUCGGCGUCGAGGUCUUUGAGGAUGGAAGGCUCACUAUAAUCCACGAGGAGGUCAUGAAUGAGGAACCGGAUUUGUUGGUCGUCGGGCUGCGGUUCGACGGUUCAGAAAGAGUCGCCGCGACGGACGAGCAAUUGAAACGUGCAGAAGCGUGGGGCACGUUAGGCGAAGGCGCCUACGCCGGCGCUGCACCACUAGCAAUGACGAAGGUCACGCUAUGUCCCGUGCCCGAGGAUUUUUGCGUCGAGUCCGUAGCGUCCAUGAUAACGCUGCGGGCCCCGUUUUUCGGCUGCUCGGGCGAAGCUGCCUUCGCGUGGCGCUGCGCCUUCAGCGGAGGCUUCAGCUCGCCGGCUCAGUUCACUUUUGACGAUGGUCCUGAUGGGCCCGCUACGAUCACGUGCGAGGCGCCGCCAACGGAGGGUUCAUAUGCAAUCGAGCUGCGCUACGCGUCGCCGAGCAAUGAUGAUGACGACGGUGUCGGCGACGGCGGCGAAGCCACCUCUGUUGCAAAUGAGCGGCGCCUCGUCCUCUCGACCGAAUUGACAAUAGACGGAAAUGCGACGUGCGACUGGUGCGGCCGUUCAGAAUGCGAUAACGCAUGUGAUAUAAACAAUGCCUUCGUCGUCCAAGCCUGCGACGGGACCUGCUCUGUCAACAUAUUCGAGGACAGCAACGCGAACUGCUGCGACAUUACGACCACGGACUGCCUCGGCCAAUGCUCAGGCGACGCCUUCGAAGGCUCGUUAGGUAAUGCCACAGUUUGUUGCCUCCCAGACUGUGCCGGAGGGUGCUACGGCAACGCGAGAGUCGACCGCUGCGGCAUUUGUGAAGGUUUCAACGAAGCCGAGGACGCGUGCGGCGUGUGCUUCGGGAACGCGACGGCCUGCUCAGAGCCGGAAGAAAAACAUGACGAAAAAAGGAGGAAGUCGGGCUUCGCGCGGUCGAUAAAACAGCACCCCUGGCUCGCUGCCUUCGUGGCCGCGGAGCUCGUGGCUACUUCGCUGUGCCUGAUUAUCUGCGCGACGCAGCGCAAUUCCCGGCGGGGGCCGCAUCAACCGUUGGACUUCGGGCCGACGCCCUACUCGAGACUAGCUAGGGCGGAUUUGGAAGUGUUAGUUGAGGAUCAUUUGGAGCACCCCCAGGCGACUCAGCCGGACACGCCCGAACAACGGCAACGAAGAUUGGCAAGGUGGGCGACCGAGGACGGGCCGCCCGUGCCUCGGUCGACGCCGCGCGCGUCGAUCUUUCGGAGGGCGUACCGUAGGGCGUUCCGCUACUUCCGGAGGAGGCGCGCCUUGAAUGAGGCCGUGCAGGCACCUCCCCCAACACGAGUCACGCGCAACGCUGAUGUUGUUAGGAGAGUAGCCGAGGCCUACGAGAGUUCAAUAACCCAGCUGAUGGAGACGGCCGAACCCGCGCCCGAAGAAAGUGCGGACGAGGUCUGCGCCAUCUGCCUCGAUGCACUCGAGGACGACGACGUGGUAAGGUUGCCGGACUGCCUCCACUUGUUUCAUGCGGACUGUUUACACCCGUGGCUGAAGCAGCGCAACACUUGUCCUCUCUGCAAGCAGCCGGCGAUUUCUCGCGUGUACCCGCGGCCGGCGACGGCGCGGGACCGGGUGCGCGCGUCGGCCAUCGAACUGCGGCGUUCGAUGGUGGCGCACAGCGGGCGCAGCCUGGAGGAGCUCGAGGCGUCGGCGGACAUGACAGGCUCCUGAGAAAUUUUUGACACAAUUCGACCCACGGUCCGGCGCCACACCCCACUCUCACACCAACCUUUACCCCGCGCCGUUGACUGCCCUGUUUGUAAUCUAGACUUGCC